AUGCUGGAAUGUGCCACUGGCAAUUUCCCAUAUCCUCCUCGUGAUAGCUUCUAUGAACUUCUUGAAGCUGUUGUCGACCAACCAUCACCUUCUGCACCAUCAGACCAGUUUUCACCAGAGUUCUGUUCAUUCAUUUCUGUGUGUAUGCAAAAAGAGGCUACAAAUAGGUCAUCUGCUCAAAUCCUAUCAGUAAGGAAAUUUCUGUCUGCUUCACAAUUUGUAUGUUCGUCCGAAAGCGUCAUUUGA
Triticum turgidum subsp. durum (durum wheat) is the source of this 246-nucleotide messenger RNA. NCBI's taxonomy places the organism in Eukaryota, Viridiplantae, Streptophyta, Magnoliopsida, Poales, Poaceae. The record is from the annotation of a GenBank genome assembly.